Leptomonas pyrrhocoris is the source of this 5412-nucleotide messenger RNA. RefSeq lists its product as hypothetical. Bases 1 to 5412 code for a protein of 1803 amino acids. The transcript has a single exon. The record is from RefSeq and is a predicted model, not a curated record. NCBI's taxonomy places the organism in Eukaryota, Euglenozoa, Kinetoplastea, Trypanosomatida, Trypanosomatidae.
AUGCAUCGAGAGGGUCGCGACCAGUCCGCUGCGGGCUCCACGCGGUCUUCUCCGGUGCUUUCGGCAGAGGCACACGGCAUCCGCUUGAAUGCCUGCGGCGGGAGUCUGCCCGGCAUUACACCUACCUAUCACCUUGAGUCGGUAGAAGCAUCCAACACCGCCGUGCCUGCUGUGUCGGAGGAGACCGCUGCGAGAACGAACACCAGUCUUAACAGGCCGAGUGACGCCUUUCUGUAUCCAAAUAACUUCGCGGGCGCCAUGACCUCGACAGCCGCCGAAGCAGCAGCAAGCGCAGCUGAGGCGUUGAGAAGGCGGCAUCAACAGGACAACACCUGUUGCACACCAGCACCGAUGGCGUUGGAGAACAACGCCAGUCCCCUCCUCCGCUCCCCUCGAUGCUAUGCCCCGCUGGCUGCGGCAAAAGAAGGGGAGAACGACCGGCUCAGCCGGACUCUGUCGGCGGCCGAGCCGCUGCUACCGCCCUCCAUCGUCGCAGUCACCGUACCGGCGCGACCUCGUUUUGUGCACACCCCUCCACCGAAAUGGCUGGCGCAGACGCUGCCGGCUUCCACGUCACGCCCGCAUGCGGAACAAAAGACGGUCAAGCCGCAUUCCUUUACAGCCGGCAAACCAUUAGCAGCAACGACAGGGAUGAUGGGUAGAGAAGGUUCCUUAACUGCUGGGCGAGACCCAUUUUUAUUGGAAGGUGCGCCUGCGCUCCGUGAACAGCAGCAGCGAUGGGCCACCCCGACGGCGAACCCGCAUCACCUGCAGCACCUGCAGCCCGUUUCUCUCGCCUCUGCCUUUGAGGAUGAGGAGGGCGAAGAGGAGGAGGAAGAGGUGACGGAGGCGUGCCAGCUGCCCCGUGUGCUGUCCACACUUUCCACCACCAGCACGGCGGACUCCGUGACCCCCAUGGUGUCUGCGCCGGCCACGCCGCACCGUCUUCGCGAACCCGGUCAUCGCUCUAUGAGCAGGGAGCAGCGACCGUUGCGAACACACCCGACUGAGGACGAAUCUAUCGUACUCGUCGAACCGCACGAUUCCGUGGACGGCCCGUGUCGCACUCGUCGCCGGGUGGAUCGGCAUCGCAAAGCAGACCAGAGUAUGCGUGCAAGUGAAGACGACGGCCCCUUGGGGAUUGGACAAGGCUCAGCCGAUUCCUUGUCCGGAAGCAGCACUGGCAGCAGCAACAGCAGCAUGUCUUCCUCGUCCGCCGUGAUGGAGGAAUUCCUCCUUCAUUUGGUGUCCGCGACGCAUAACCCUGCAGCGACGCCCUCCGAACAGAAUCAGCCGCAACCGCAGCAGCCGCGUGCGCAACCGUCGUCCACGCUGUCGGUAGUGCGGCGCGCCCCAGCGCCGGCAGGGGAGACACGCCUUUUUCUGCAAGAAGAAAAGGGAGAGCUGGAACACAGUGCUAUCCCUCAUCCAGCACCCGUCGUCGCGACAUCGCCCGGCGCUGCUUCGGCGGUGGCAACAGGAGACGAGCGGAGCGGGCCGCCCCCGUCGGCAGCAUCCAGCAUCGCGUGCACGCGACGGACGACGAUGACGGAGAAUCGCGAGGAAGGCCUUCGGACGGACUCCGUUGCCUUGACUUCAUGCAAGACAAACUCCCCUAUGAAAGUCACUGAGGCAACACCGGAGCGCAUCGUGAAGAUGAGCGCUGCGGACCGCGGUGGCUCUGAAGGCGCACUGCAAGAGGAGAAGCCGUCCACGCGGGAGGCGACCGUGACAGGAACCAACAGUAGCACCGCCAGCCGCAGCCGCGAAAACGUGAACGGCGCAACCACCAGUCUGCCCAGUCAGCAAUCUGAAUCGGACACCGCCGCCGACAGCGGUGACCAGCAGCUCAGCACCGACAUGACCAGCAGCACGGAGCUCGGCGUGGACAGUCUCUUCUACAAAAUCAUGGAAGCGAAACAACGAGAGCGGCGCCGAAAGGAGAAGUUCACCUCGAGGAUGAGCUUUCUAGCAAACCAAACCGCUUCUGCCGCCGCCGCCAUCGCUGCCGCUGCCGCUGCCACGCGGGCUCUGCCUCAGCGGUCGCUGACCACCACCACUGCCACCCUACCUCGCGCACCAGCCGUCAACCUCUUCCACGCAGGGGCGCCCUGCACAGCCGGCGCGGCACCGUCGUCGUCGUCCCUUUUCUCCCUUUCCCUCUCGUCGCCACGACCGCGACCUAACGCGAGCACCACAGCGCUCGCCGUGGCGGCACCGCAGCGCGCCUCGCCGCCGCCUGCGGAACCCUUUGGCGUCCUCUCCAUCCAGUGCCCGACACCGACCUCGUGGGAGGCCUCUCCGGCAUCACUACGCAGCAGCCCUUUUUUGCUUUGCACCGGGCAAGCCCCUGUGGGGAGGAGCGCCGUCGAGGCGCCGUUGUCGCCGUGUGAAGCUGCUGCAGAGAAGUGGCUUGUCUCGCCGCGAGUGGUGCAGAACGUUUCCUUCAGCCGUAGCACCGGCUUCGGUACCAGCGGCAGGGGCCUUUUCCAGCAAACGGCGUUGCCAGGCUCGAGCGUGCGGCGCGGGGCGGACUGCAAUGACGUCAACGCGUUGUGGUUGACCUCACACGCAGCCUCAGCCACCGCAGCUGCAGCGGCGCCGGUGGCACAAGACAAGCAGGAAAAGUUUUCGGCGUUACGUCUGUUUCCUUCCCCACUUGAUCCCCCGCUGCAACGUGUGAGCGGCGUGGACAACAACGAAGCGCUUUUUCAAGCCAUGCGUGCUGAAAGGGCGAAGGGGACGAAGCCGCCCCCGCCGUCGACCGUCACGCCGCCUUUCUGUGACUUUCUUUCCUCGUCGCCCGACUCACCGGACUCCUCGCGAUCUAUUUUAGAGUCUACCUCGCAGUCGGACACUUUCUGCCAACUGCGCACGCGCAGCCACGCACACGCCGAGCAGCAUCAGGACAGGGCGACGGGUGCGCAGUGGGUCUCGACGAUGAUCGAGGUGGAGGAGCUGCCCAGCGGGGUGCAGCGGAUUGCACCCAUGCUGGACGGCGUGACGGCUGCCAUGACAUACGCGGGAAAAGACAAGGCAUCUACUUCGCACACGUCCGCCCUCGCGGAGGAGAAGGAACAUCUACACGGACUAGCACCCGUGUGGUCUCUCUCAGUCUCUGCCGACCCGUCCAGGCGCGCCGUCGCAACGAGCCACAGCCCGCUUGACGCUGAGGAGGACUGCCCUCAUGACAGCGCUGCUGUUUCUCGUUCAUCGUCAAGAGAAACGAUGGGGGGUGUCGUGCCAAUAGAUGUAAGCCCCCUGCUCGCGCCUUUGCUUUCGCCGCCGCUGCUAUCGAUACCGCCGGUCACUUGUCCGGCAAACGCCGGGCUCGCACCUUUCGAAGGCGCGCGGGGAGCUACGAUCGGAAAGAAUGAUGCGGACGGCGGAAUGUGUGGGCGCAACGCCGCCGCUACAGCCUCGCGUGCGUCGCCGGCGGACGCUGCUGUAUCGCCACGUCGUUGGUUCGAUCCCGCAGCAAAGGCGCUCGGUGGCGACUCGCCGUUGGGACUGGAUGACACGGCCGGCGACGGAGGAGAAGAAGGAGAAGAGGAGGAAGGCGACGACACCACGGAGAGACAAGGCGGUCUCGCGUGUGCUACCACUGCUGCGGCGUCCUUUCUGGCCGAUCGGGCCCCUCCCACCCGUAACGUCGGUGUGUUGAAACUCGGAAAGGCAAGAUUCGCACCCACCUCGUCCUUUCCAGCGCCGUACACACCGGAAGUCGCUGCUGCCGCUGCGGCUUCUCCGUCGCUGAUCGACGCCUUUAGAGGACGCGUCAUCGACGCGCGAGCGUCGGCUCCCGUGCGCGCCGUCUCCACUUCUGCCGCUAUCGCCACGCCGCCUCCCUUCGCCUCGGCAGCCUUUUCACUGCCACCGGCGGUGGUUGCACCGGCUGUGUCGCGCACGACAACCAACACCACGAACGCUGCUGCAGCUGCGGUUGCUCCUCUGUCCGCCACAUCAGCUCUCCUCUCCAGUGCGGCUGCGCGGAAGGUCGAUGUGCGCUCCGCCUCCCCGGCCAUCUCAUCAUCGUCCUCAUUCUCGUCGUCGUCUUCCUCGACUUCUCCCACUGCAUCGUACGGCGCGAAUCCCCUCGAGGUUUAUCUCGACGAGGCGCCGUUCGACGUCGCUGCUCUCGCGAACAGCAGCCGCAGCAAGACGCCGCUUGCCACCACCGCCAACCCCGCCACACCGAUGAUUACGGGCGGAGCGCCGACAAGGGCGACAGUUGAUAUCACCGAGGCCCGCUCGUUUGAUGAGAGUGGCAAUGGUGGUGGUGCGCGGUACCACUGUCGUACUGCCGUUGUGCGUACCACCCCCACGGCGAGUGGCAGCGACCCACUCGGCGAUGAUGACGGGGUCUGGGUGGGCAGCGCAGUGCGCAACACGCCGCACAAGAUCGUCUCCGCAGAUUACGCCCCCGCACCACACGACGAAGACGAAGACGAGGACGAAGACGACGUGGCGACGAAAAGCGUUGGGCUUGGCCGCACCCUCACCGUCCGCCGCAGCACCGAUGACGUGGCCCAGAGCAGUUCCCAUCUCAAUCGAAUGGGCAAUGGGUCGUGCGGUGUGAGCGGCGACUUGGUGGAAGGCCAUCGCGACAUCACAGAGGCGCUGCUGGGUGACGGUCGUCUCGCUGACGUGGGCGUUGACCUGCUGGUGGCCAGCAAGUCCAAGGCGCCCUUUGCGGCCGGACAUGAAGGACAGUGGCGCGUUCAUGAUAGCAGCUUUAGCACCGCCUCUGCUGCGCUCAGCCAGCUGCCCGGGGUUGCUUCUGUAUCUGCUGCUCUCGGCAGCCGGGGUGAUGCACGACAGGCCACGACCGUCAUGCUGACGGAGAGGGCGUCGCCGGCGCGUGACGUUGCGCGUACCAGCAAGGCCGUCGCUUUCGCAAAGACUUCCACUGCGGUGGUCGUCGCACAGCCGUCGACGUCGUCUUCGCUGCACAUCGCACCCGCGUUGGCGCCAGAAGGGAAAGAUGCCCAGCAGUGCACUACGUUAAACCGAACAGCAGCGCUGCCGCCAGCGGACGGGUCAGGGCGGGGAAGGAACUCAACCAAGCAGUUUGCACUCGACCCGUCUCUCCAUCUCGUCCCUGCCGCGCCGUCAUCACGCGUUGUCGGCGCACCCACAGAGAACCCGGCAUGUCACGUCACGCCACCGGCUGAACGGCCCCGGUUUGGCGGACCACUGACAGGCACCGGCAGCGUGCGAUCCCGCGCGCGCUUCUCAAACGCGUCUCGCGCACCACGGGACGGCGCGGCAACGGCGAAGGGGUGGCCACUGCCACUACCAGCACCACCACCGCCGGCAGCGCCGCAGCGGUGCAGUCCACGGCUCACGUGCAAGCCACCGCUGCACGAGGUCAGAAGCGCGGAUGACACGGACGACCGCCAUUCGAUGUAG